Molecule: messenger RNA, 1131 nt
Organism: Fibroporia radiculosa
Lineage: Eukaryota; Fungi; Basidiomycota; Agaricomycetes; Polyporales; Fibroporiaceae
Exons: 4
Coding region: 1-1131 (376 amino acids)
Molecular function (GO): 8-oxo-dGDP phosphatase activity
Source: RefSeq, a predicted model, not a curated record
AUGGCCGGCCCAACGGCCUCUGCGCCCCAGACGCUCCUCCAAGUCGUCCAAACCUGCGACAACUUCACCGUCGACCACAACGACCCCGCCGCAGAACCUCUCGUUCCAUGGCGCCUCGCCGCCGACCUUUCUUCUCCUGCCAUAGGGCUCCUCCGCCCUGCCAUCGUAGCCCAGCUCCGUGAAGAGAAUACACGCGCCAGCGACAGUCCGAGCUGGGAGUUUGCAGAGCACGCUGGACGCCUGUGCGUCGGAUUCGCCCCACACCUCAAGACGUCCCUCGCGCGCACACGCGUGAUGAAGGAGCUGUGCGAGCGCUGGCGCGACGAGGGACGAUGGGCAGAUGUCAUCGGCCCGCGCAAAUGGCGCGACGAAAUGUAUCCCGUGUUCCGCAACCCGUUCGGAGCGCACGACGCGCCCACCGCCGAGGCCCAGCUCGCCCAGCUGCUUGACCAGGACGACGCGGCGGACGAUGGGGGGAACUAUGCGUUCAUGAUGGAGCGCGCGGCGUGUGCGCUCUUUGGCGUCGUCACGUACGGCGUGCACAUGUCCGUCUACGAGGCGGACGAAGAUGCGCCCCGAUCGUGCAGGAUGUGGGUCCCCAUGCGUGCAAGGACAAAGCAGACCUGGCCGGGCUAUUUUGACAACUCGGUCGCUGGCGGCAUCCCGUCUGGCCUCGGCAUAUUCGAGAGCCUCGUCAAGGAGUCGAUGGAAGAGGCCAGCUUGGAGGAGGACAUCGUUCGAGAGCAUGCUCGCCCAGUAGGCACCAUCAGCUACUUCUACAGGCAUGUAUGCGCAACUCUCGUGAUCACAGCAGGUGCUGACGGACUCUGCAUACUAGGACUCCUGCGGGAUGGCUUCAACCGGAGAUAUGUAUUCGAUUUGCGCACACCCCCGGGAGCAGACAAAAGCCGGUUCAUCCCGAAGCCACUUGACGAUGAAGUUGAAUCGUUUGAGCUCCUUCCAUUGGAAGAAAUCGUCCAACGCAUUCGCCACGGCCUCUUCAAAGCUAACACUGCGCUUGUGAUUUUGGAUUUCAUGGUCCGCCAAGGGUACUUGACUCCCGACGAUGAGCCCGACUAUCACGAUAUCUUGACUCACAUGCACACUCGAUUUGAUUACGAAAUAUGGUGA